Molecule: messenger RNA, 4241 nt
Organism: Zootermopsis nevadensis
Lineage: Eukaryota; Metazoa; Arthropoda; Insecta; Blattodea; Termopsidae
Product: sodium-dependent nutrient amino acid transporter 1-like
Biological process (GO): sodium ion transmembrane transport; nitrogen compound transport; amino acid import across plasma membrane
Cellular component (GO): plasma membrane
Molecular function (GO): amino acid:sodium symporter activity; L-amino acid transmembrane transporter activity
Source: RefSeq, a predicted model, not a curated record
ACUUUACCCCCAGUUCCUUGCUCUUGUCAAGGAUCUCUGCAAAUGUAAUUUCUCUUUUAGUUUCUGCAUCCACCUGAAGAGAAAAAGUAAUUGUUACUUCCUCAGGUCAGAUGAAAUGAUGCAAAAUACAAGAGAGAUAAAACGUACCACGUAGGACAGGGUAUAUAAAUUCUGAAACAGACUUACUCUAUUACUGGUUUAAUUAUAAGUUUAAGUUGAGAUUUGCCAUAUGAAGACUUUAAUAAAGAAGGGCUUUGCCCACGUAUCUGGCCUGCAAACUGCAGCAGAUCCAAGAAAUAUGGACUUAAGACAAAGGAAUGUACAGAAAGGAAAAUGAAUGUUUGGUGAUAUUUUGAGAAGAGUGUAGGGAUGGCUGUACAGCUUUUGUUACAUAAUAUGUCAAAAACUAUUAAAUAUGAUUGUGAAACAAACAUUCUACACUUUCAGAUUGAGAUACAUUAAAGAUCUAUGUACAGCUCAUUUCUUAUAACAGUAGGCAGUGUAACUGCUAGCAAACGUGCUUCAUUUUGUAUCUGAUUUAUUUUUCCCCAAGAAUAAUUGGCAAGUUUUUAAUUUUAGGUUAAUAGAAAUACAAGUCAAAGUUAUAAAUACUCGCAUAAUAUUGAAGGAACAUUGCAUGACUGGUUUGGUUAUGUGGCUUUUGUCAUUCCUGGGGUGAGACUUUUAAUGAGAGUUUCAGUGGUUUCUUUGUGGUCAAAACCAAGAAGUAAAAUAAUGCAAGACCAGGACCCAUUUUGUUUUGAUGGGAAAGAGACAAUAAAUAUUGCUGCUCUUGCACAGAAAAGUCGUGUUGUUACUGUGUUUGAGACAGUUGACAUCAAAUAAAUUUUUCAUCUGAUACAUUCAAUUUCAUUCCUUGCAUAAUUAAAACGCACCCAUGUUUGUCUUCAUAGUGCUGCCAUCCAGUGUGGAGAGUUUGGAGUUGUAUGUGAGUGUCACAUGUUUGUCAUGCUGCUCCAAGUAUCGUGUUUUGAACGUGAUUUAGGCACUUAACAGUGACGUUUCUCGAUUUUAAGCUGAUACAAAAUACAAAAGAGUGUUUUAUAAAUAUAGUGUUGAGUAUUUUGAUCUGUGUAUCGGUAAUAGGUACAAUAUUUAUUUACGUACAAAAUCUAACCCUCAUAAUGGUGGCUGAAAUUGUCGUUAACUUAUCGAGGAAUAUGCAGGAUACAGUGAAACGAAAUGGGAAAUAUCGAUUCUCAAGAAAUAUUCUAUACAUAGUCUUUAAAAGGAAAGCGGGAAAGAGGAAGACCUAUAAAAAUAUGAAGAGACCGGACCGCUGUUGGAAUCGGAAAAGGCUACUGGGCUGGAGAUUCGAUAGUGCCCUGCGUGACGGACCAAAUACACAACAAGCCAUCCAUCGAAACUCUGAUGUCAUCUGUGAUAAAACUCGACAAAAAGUGCUGAAGAAAGAAAAGGAAAAGUGUCAUAAGACACGAUCAUUAUAUUAGUGAAACAUUAUUUUAAGAACUCUUAAAAUAUUUGAUAUUCUUAAUUACGAAGACAGAAAGUGAAUUCCAAGAUGAAGAAGACAGCCGAAAAUGGAGACGCAGUGGAACUGGGAAAUGUAAACCAGGCAUUUGAAAAUGAUUCUGGGAAAGUGGACACAAACAGCAAGUUCUCACCUUCCAGUGGAUUUCCUACUACUAAUCCAGCAUCAGAAAAAGGAAAUGUGGAUAUUUCUGAUGACGCAAAUGACGAAGAUGGCGGUCCCGAGCGACAGCAGUGGUCACAUGGAGUCGAGUUCCUCAUGUCGUGCAUUGCCAUGUCAGUCGGCCUGGGGAAUAUUUGGAGGUUUCCUUACACAGCCUUCAGGAAUGGUGGAGGGGCAUUUCUCAUACCCUACAUCGUGGUGCUGUUCCUCAUUGGCAAGCCGCUGUAUUAUAUAGAAAUGUCUAUAGGGCAGUUUGUAUCCGGGGGACCUAUCAAGGCGUGGUCACUUUCACCAGCUCUCAAAGGUAUUGGUUAUGGACAGACGUUUGCCACAGUCCUCGUGCUCAGUUAUUACUGCUCGCUGAUGGCUCUUACUGCCUUCUACUUUGUUAAUUCAUUUGCGGCUGAUCUACCGUGGUCGACCUGCGCAGAAGAAUGGGAUAUGUGCUUUGACUCUAAAAAGACAGAAGACAGCGUUAAUGCAUCUACAAAUUAUACAGAUCGCAAGAGCUCUUCUGAAUUGUACUUUUACAAGUAUGUGUUGAAUGAGCCAGACUCUAUAGAAGAUGGUAUAGGAAUCCCGGACUGGCGUCUCACCCUGUGUCUGCUGUUUUCCUGGAUAACAGUUUUCCUGGUUAUUAUACGAGGCGUGAAGAGCUCGGGCAAAGCCGCCUACUUUCUGGCUCUGUUCCCUUACGUCAUUAUGAUUGCGCUGUUGGUCCGUGGCGCUACCCUGCCAGGAGCUGGUAAGGGGAUCCUCUUCUUCAUUGAGCCCCAGUGGGAAGAACUGCUAAAUCCACAGGUGUGGUAUAAUGCAGUAACCCAAGCUUUCUUCUCGCUCAACAUCUGCUUUGGAACUCUUAUUAUGUAUUCGUCGUAUAAUGAAUUCAAUCAUAAUGUCUAUAGGGACGCCAUGAUUGUAACCACACUUGAUACAUGCACCAGUCUGCUGGCUGGCUGUACAAUAUUUUCCAUCUUGGGAAAUCUGAUGUACGAACUGGGUACUGAUGACAUACAAAGUGUUGUGCAAGGAGGAACUGGACUCGCUUUUGUAUCAUACCCUGAUGCUAUUACUAAGUUUGAUGUCGUGCCUCAGCUUUUCGCUGUGCUGUUUUUCCUAAUGCUGUACACACUUGGGGUCGGCAGUGCUGUAGCCCUUGUAGGGGCAGUUAAUACCAUUAUCUGUGACAGUUUCCCCAGUGUAAAAUACUGGGUGGUUGCAACAUCCAGCUGCAUUUUUGGUUUCCUUGUGGGACUUGUCUAUGUCACACCAGGUGGUCAAUACGUUUUGACUCUGGUGGAUUUCUAUGGUGCAAAUUUCACUGUUUUCAUCUUAGGAACAAUUGAAAUGAUUGGAAUCGCUUGGGUUUAUGGUGUGGACAACUUGGCUGAAGAUUUGGAGUUUAUGCUGGGUAAAAAAUUAGGCAUAUACUGGAGACUGUGCUGGGGUUUUAUUACGCCAGUUCUGAUGCUCGUCAUCCUCGUGUACUCCAUAGCCAUCAUGCAACCUGAAACUUAUCAUGACGAACCUUUCCCAACAUCUGCUUAUGGUGCAGGUUGGUUUCUCCUUGCAUUUGGAGUGUUGCAGCUUCCGCUGUGGGGAUUAUUUGUUAUAUUUAAGAAGCGAGAUGGUUCAUUACUAGAGGCAAUAAAGUCCGCAUUCCAACAUUCGGAGCUGUGGCGGCCAAUGAAUAAUAAGACGUACAAGGAGUGGAAGGAGUUCAAAGAAACAAGAAGAAGAGAACUGGAACUGAUCAUGAGAGAUGAAACGUUGUGGCAGAAGGUUGUCCGUAAAGUUACCGGUAACUCGCCAUUGAGAAGCAGAGUGACUCAAUCCGGUGAUGCACCAGACAAAUUCUGAUGUGCUGGACGCAUCAAAUAUAUUUCACAAAGUCGUAUUUUAUCAUCACAAAGUACAAUACGUGUAUAAAUUUAUUGUAAAUUAUUUUCAUAUUCUGAUUGAGUAUAAUACUUCGCAUUUACGAUGUAACUAUUUUUUAUUGGUGAUUGAGUGUUAUUUGUUUCCACAAGUCAGUGGUAUGUGUUAAUACUUCUUCAGGAGCACAUACACUACUUAUAUAUUAGUUUAUAAUCCUUUUGUGCUGACAGAUGUUUUUAUGUUGUUUGAUGAAAUUUAAUCCUGGAAUUGUGACAUCGCGUCUUUUCAAAACCAUUCGUCUAAAUAUUGUUUACCAACCAUCAUUCUAUCAGCAUCAAAAUUUCAAGACAAAGAAGUUAUCAUUAUUAUAGACUUUUAUAAUACAAUUAUCCUAUAUUAUUUUAUUAAUUUCUUAAAGUGAUAAGUAUUUGUGUUUAUUGAUAUUUGUUUGAAGUGCGGCAUCAGUGAAUCUGCAUUCACAGAUGCUUAAAAUGACCUUUAUAACAAUCUGCUGUCUUAGUACUGAAGACUGUUUAUCAUGGACACUCAUAAAGCUUUAAAAACUAUAAAUACUGCCAUUCGUGUCUAUCUGUAAGGUAAUUAUGACUGUAAUUUUCAUAAGCAUUGUGAAAUUGUUAUAUUAAAGUUUUAAACAAAUCGAGCAAAAAAUUGCAGUUUUUCUUGACGU